Molecule: messenger RNA, 1079 nt
Organism: Durusdinium trenchii
Lineage: Eukaryota; Dinophyceae; Suessiales; Symbiodiniaceae
Source: the annotation of a GenBank genome assembly
AGCCAUUGCUGGCUUCAAGUUUUGUACGGAAAACAGAAGCUGAGAGUGGGAGACGCGCUUAGCAGCGCCCGCCUGCUUGCCUAGUUUGACAGUUUGGCACCUCAAAGGUGCGCAGCGGUCACGCUGACGUCAUGGGCAAGUUUCGGCUUCUGGAUUUGGUGAAGCCUUGCAUGUGCGUCUUGCCAGAGGUGAGUACGCCGGACCGAAGGAUCCCCUUCCGCGAGAAGAUCUUGUGGACGGGAAUUUCCCUGUUCGUCUUUCUGGUCUGUUGCCAGAUUCCGCUCUAUGGGAUUUCCGCAAACAAGUCCACGGAUCCUUUCUACUGGAUGCGGGUGAUUCUAGCUUCAAAUCGUGGCACUUUGAUGGAGCUGGGCAUUUCUCCAAUCGUGACCUCAGGCAUGGUGAUGCAGCUUUUGGCUGGCUCUAAGCUGCUUGAAGUGGAUCAAUCUGUCAAGGAGGAUCGAAUGCUCUUCCAAGGGGCCCAGAAGCUGUUCGGAAUGGUCAUCACUCUGGGCGAAGCAAUGGCCUAUGUGCUGAGUGGCAUGUAUGGCCCUGUCAAGGACUUGGGAGCAGGAAAUGCGAUUCUGAUCAUCCUCCAGCUUUUCUGUGCAGGAGUCAUUGUUUUGAUUCUGGAUGAACUACUCCAGAAGGGCUAUGGCUUAGGAUCAGGCAUUUCCCUCUUUAUCGCCACCAACAUUUGCGAGACUAUUUGCUGGAAGGCUUUCAGCCCAACAACCAUGAACACAGGCAAAGGACCUGAGUUCGAGGGCGCCGUGAUCGCCCUGUUCCACCUGCUGAUUUCCAGGAGCGACAAAAUCACUGCGUUGAAAGAAGCUUUCUACCGGCAGACCGCUCCAAAUAUUACCUCUUUGUUUGCGACUGUGUUGGUUUUCUUCUUCGUGAUCUAUUUCCAAGGCUUCCGCGUGGAUCUGGCAGUGAAGAACCAAAGGGUAAGAGGCCAAAUGGGAUCAUAUCCCAUCAAGCUCUUCUACACGUCGAACAUUCCCAUCAUUCUGCAGACAGCCCUCGUCUCCAACCUCUACUUCUUUUCCCAGUUGUUAUACAAGCGCUUUAAGGCC